AUGGUGUUCAAGUUCUUCGUUUUCGCUGCUGCCGCUACAAUGGUCCUCGGCUACCCUGGAUACGAUUCUGGCUACCAUUACGGUGGAGAGGAGCAAGGCCAUGAAGUGAGCUACGAGUCUGACUAUGGACACCUUGCCUCCGAGCGUGUCUCCCUCGACGGACACCACGAUUACGGACACGGACACCACGAAGACGAGCUCGUUGACUACUACGCUCCCCCUAAGUAUGCUUUCAAGUAUGGAGUUAACGACUUCCACACCGGUGAUGUUAAGUCCCAGCACGAGACCCGCGAUGGUGAUGUAGUCAAGGGCCAGUACUCCCUGGUGGAGCCCGAUGGUUCAGUCCGUACUGUUGACUACACCGCCGACAAACACAAUGGCUUCAACGCUGUCGUUCAUACCACAAAGGCUCUGCACGAUCAUCACGAUCACUACUUGGCUGUCUGCCUCGCCAUCGUUGGUGUUGCUGCUGCUUCCGUUGCUCCUCUGGCCCAUCCUGGUCUCGUCGUCAAGGCUUACGAUGGCCACUAUGCUGGAGACUACUACUCCCACCCACAGUACUCCUUCGACUAUGGAGUCCAUGACAGCCUCACCGGAGAUGUCAAGUCCCAGGCUGAGGUCCGUGAUGGAGAUGUCGUGAAGGGACAGUACUCCCUUGUUGAACCUGAUGGUUCCGUGCGCACCGUCGACUACCACGCUGAUGAUGUCAACGGCUUCAACGCUGUUGUGUCCAAGAGCGCCCCUGCCGUCCAUGCUGCCCCAGCUGUCGUUGCCCACGCUGCCCCAGCCGUCGUUGCCCACGCUCCUGCCCCAGUUGUGGCCCAUGCUGCCCCAGCUGUUGUUGCUCACGCCCCAGCCGUGACUGUGGCCCGUACCGCCGUUGCUGCUCCCCUCGCCUACUCUGGCUACUCCCACGGCUACCCCUACGCCCACGGUUAUGCCGCUCCCGCUCCUUUCCUGAGGUCGCACUACGCCGCUCCCUUCAACUACGGCUACGGAUACCACUACUAAGCUCUCCGUCCCCCACAAAAAAAAACACCCUUCAACCCCACCCGAAGCUGCCAUUUAAUAUUUAUUCCCGCGACCUUUCUCCCUCCAAAAACCUCCCUCAAUGUUUCUUGUGACUAACUCUAUCCCAAUUUUCCCUUCUAAAACCCAAACCUUCGAAUCUCAACUCAUCCCCUAAAUCGAACUAUAUAUAUUUUUUUAAUGUAAACAUUUUAUUUCCUGUUGUUUGUGUUCUUCAUGCGAUAGACCAAUGUGUCCACUGCCAAAAAAAAAGUGCCGAAUUAAAUCAUGUGUAAAGUCUUUGCGAUGUGUUAAAUGUCAGCUUUCAAUGUCACGAAGAAAAAAUGCGAAAUGGGAGAAAAAAUGCUCUAAACUGUUGGAAAAACAAAUAGCGGAAAACUUGUAAUUUACACUGUAUAAAUUUUUAUUAAAUGGAAACCGAAAUGGAGCAAUAAAUGAGCCAUUUUCACAAUUACAAA
Molecule: messenger RNA, 1487 nt
Organism: Phlebotomus papatasi
Lineage: Eukaryota; Metazoa; Arthropoda; Insecta; Diptera; Psychodidae
Product: cuticle protein 8-like
Exons: 5
Coding region: 1-1011 (336 amino acids)
Cellular component (GO): extracellular matrix
Source: RefSeq, a predicted model, not a curated record